Molecule: messenger RNA, 273 nt
Organism: Apiotrichum porosum
Lineage: Eukaryota; Fungi; Basidiomycota; Tremellomycetes; Trichosporonales; Trichosporonaceae
Exons: 2
Coding region: 1-273 (90 amino acids)
Source: RefSeq, a predicted model, not a curated record
AUGCAUACCACAGGCCACCACACACUCUUCGCGGCCCUUGUGCGUCCACGGUCUGUGGCCGAUGUUAGCCACCCCUCUCUGGCUGUGUUUGAGGGUACGAAGGCGCAGGGGCCCAUUAACCAGCCCAGAGCGAUGGAAACAUGGAAACGUUCCGAGUUGGGUUUGGGUUUUACGGUUGGUGUGUUUCGAGCCGCACAGACGGGGCACGUCGCGGCCCGUCAGGACGGCUACGAGGGCUACGAGGGCCUGGAUGGCCUGGACGGUGAGCCAUGA